Atta colombica is the source of this 6263-nucleotide messenger RNA. It is a transcript of the gene Liprin-gamma, whose product is annotated as liprin-beta-2. Gene Ontology annotation, molecular function: protein binding. NCBI's taxonomy places the organism in Eukaryota, Metazoa, Arthropoda, Insecta, Hymenoptera, Formicidae. The record is from RefSeq and is a predicted model, not a curated record. The transcript has 16 exons. The coding region runs from base 233 to 3637 and encodes 1134 amino acids.
GAUUACAAUGUAUUCGCGAGUGUUUUACGCGAGUGUCCUGUGCAUAUUCUGAGAGGAGGUGGAGGUCUGGGAGAGACAUCGGGCACUGAUGGAGCAAUCUGAUGAAUCAUUGUAGCGAUGUUGCAGAUAUAACUGUUGCGCAUCGGCUCUGAAGACAUUGAAUCAUUUGAACAAGGAAGGUGAGGCGCUUGCUCUUCAAGAUGAUCUCACAACGCACCCCACCUUGGCCUUGAUGCGGCGCAUCCUUGCAGAUGCACAGGCAAAAUUCCGCGUGAUGGUGGAGGAGAACGCAGCAACCGGCGCCCGGCUGGAUGGCGAGCUGGAACGCGCUAGGGGCGAGUGCGCCAUACUUCGGGGUGAAUUACGCGACGUUCGUGGCGCCUUACCAAUCGUACUGAAUAAUAAUAACGCCGGCAAUGGCAACUCUAACAGUAACAACAAUUCUGGUACAGCAGCCAGUGUUUCCAGUGGCAAUGCGAAUCCCGGCCAGGAAGGCGAGGCUCAACAACAAGCACAACAGGAAGAUGGCAAACGGCUUAGCGCUGGCAGCAGCCCCAUUGAGAAGAGAAGCUCGGCCAGUGAUAAAUCCGCCAGUCCCAUCGACAAACGGACUAGCCCGGUAGACAGGAAAGAUAGAACCAGCCCUAUCGAGCGGCGAGCCAGUCCCGUAGAACGAAGAAAUGGAUCGCCCUGCCGAAGUCCGAGCGAGAAAGCUCGCCGACCGUAUGCCCCUGCUUUGGAGAAAACGCGGCUGGGAUCCGGAGGUAGUGUGGAUUCUCGAUCGGGUAGCGCCAGCCCGGAUCGGGGAUCGGCGAACCGAAGCGGCUUCCUGCAUCGUGGUGGCAGCGAUCGUUCCAGCGUGGAACGGCUCCGGAUAUCGACUAACCGCGACUCCUUGCGAUCCAACAAGGAGAUGAAUGACCAUGAUCAAAAGGAUAUUGAUAAGGAUCUUGUGGAUGGUGAUGUGCGAGGCGAUGAGGACAAUGAACCUCCUGGACCAGCACCUGGCAGCAGACCAUCAUCUCCAGCUAAUUCCCUCGGAAUCGGCGACCCGGUGGUGGCGUCUAGACUAUCCAAUAUUCAUGGCGGUGGACACACAGAGCUGGCUAGUGCCAGAAGAUUGCGACUGGAGAACGAACGAUUGGUAGCCGAGGUUGCGAGGUUGAGGAGGUUGUUGCUAAGCGGUGCAGCGCGCGGCGAGGUCGGUGCCGAGGAUGCCGCAAUGGAAGAAGAAGCGCGGUUUGUCGCUCUAGAAAUGGAAUUGCAGCACGCGAAGGAAGCACUCCAGGCCUUGAAGGCUGAUCGGAAGCGUCUCAAAGCGGAGAAGUUCGAUCUUCUCAAUCAGAUGAAGGCGCUCUACGGCACCCUCGAGGACAAAGAGCGUGAACUCCGCGAUUUUAUCCGAAAUUACGAACAGCGGAUGCGGGAGAACGAGGCGACCCUGGGACGUCUUCAGCAGCAAGGAGCCGGCAUGCCUUCGGAGGAACGCGAACGGGAAAGGGAGAGGGAACGCUGGAGUCUUCUAAGGGCAGCGAGAGACGAGGCCGAUCGAAGUCUCAGCCUCGCGGCUAGUUUGGCCGACAAAGAAGCAGCCCUUUCGCACGCACACGCGACCAUAAAAGAGCUGCAACGUCAGCUGACAGAACGCGGAGGUGGCGGUGGCGGAGUUUGUUUGAGCGAUCAAGAGUCCCUGGUAUCAUUUCCGCGAGGCAGCGUGAACGGUGCUGCGACGCCUGGAGCCGGCAGCAGCAGCGGCGGCGGCGGUGGCGGUGGCGGUAGCUGUGGCAUUAUUCCUCAUAUGAAUUCCCAGCCACCCUUGGGCACCGAGCUCGGCAUGUCCGUGGGUAACGUAGGUGGCGGACCGGGUGUAGGAGGAUCCUCCGGCGGCCAGGCCGGCGAUCGUGGCAGCUGCAGCGCAGACAGCGGCGUCCGCGGAUCCAGCGAUCGCGAGAGUGGUGGUGCAACCAGCGUCGGUGGAAAUCUCUCGGAUUCUACGACGGAUGGCACGCCGACAAUUACGGUCGAGGGCAGCGGUCUCGACAUGGACAGCAUCUCCGUGGUAUCCUCCGUAGCACCACCCCACAUAUACCAAUCUGCGACUACACCGAAGGACUGCAGCCCCACACUCUCGCCGUUGAACGCAUUUUCAAGGUCUAUGGACAAUUCCUCGCUAUCGCGAUCAGUCGAGCAGCUAUCCAGCCCACUGGAAUCCGAACCGAGGAGGAACAAGCAGCCACCACCUGUCGUUGCACCUGCCGCUCAUUCGCGAUCGUCCGCCACUCGCGGCGGCACAUGGGGAUCCAUUUCAAGAGUAUUCGCCCGUUCGCGACAUCGGAAAACGGCAAACAGUUCCAGUGGUGGCAGCGGUGGUAACGAGGGCUCAGAUGGUUUUGAUCCAUAUCGAUCGUGGUCACCGCUCACCGAGGAGGGUUACGCCGAGAAACUUCGUUUACUGCGAGAAGCAGCCUCUGUGCCCAUGGAGCGAUGGAGAGCCCCGACCGUUUUAGCCUGGUUAGAGGUGGCUCUCGGGAUGCCACAGUAUGGUCCACGAUGUGCUGAAAAUGUCAAAUCGGGCAAGGUUCUACUUGAAUUAAAUGACGCUGAACUGGAGGCUGGUUUAGGCGUAACUCAUCCGCUUCAUCGAAAAAAACUGCGUUUAGCUAUCGAGGAACAUCGACACCCAAGUCAUGUACGAUAUCCAUGUAUCGCCCAGUUAGGUCAUACUUGGGUGAGCUCCGAAUGGUUGCCAGAUCUCGGCUUGGCCCAAUAUUCAGAGAGUUUCGCUACUAAUAUGGUGGACGCACGUAUGUUGGACCAACUGAGCAAGAAGGAGCUUGAGAAACUGCUCGGAGUCACGAGGAAAUUUCACCAGGCUAGCAUUGUUCAUGGUAUUCACUUGCUGCGGAUGCUAAACUACGAUCGACAAGCUCUCGCUGUCAGGAGACAUCAAUGUGAACAGGUCGACACAGAUCCUUUGGUCUGGACGAAUCAAAGGUUCAUUCGGUGGGCAAGGAAUAUCGAUCUCACGGAAUAUGCCGAGAAUUUGAAAGAUUCCGGUGUGCACGGUGCUCUGGUUGUAUUGGAACCGUCAUUUACCGGUGAUACUAUGGCCACCGCCUUGGGUAUACCUCCAGCGAAGCACAUGAUUAGACGACAUCUUACCGCCGAAUUAGAAGCGCUUGUUCUACCAGCAAGAAGUCAGCUGGAGGUGGUUCCGAGGAACAGCAUCGGCGGGAGUGGCCGUCCGAUGAGCACCGCGAGCACGGGGGGUAGUCUUGGUCGAGGAAGCAGGGCGCUGCAUCUCCAGCAUCAUCAGAGUUCGUUAUCCGCCCUUCACAUGACGGCGAAUCACACCGGCACCGUCGACAGACGCAGAUCCAGCCUCAGGGGAUCUCUGAGCAGAGCGUUCGGUCUCCGGCCUAGAAGUGAGAAGGCAUCACCGUCAUCGUCUUCAGACACCGGGAGCCUCGUUAGCCAAUGCCAAUACAUGAGCAGCAGCGUUCGCAGCAACUCGCCACCACCGCCGCAACUUCCGCCGCGGCCGAUGUCAACUGGCAGCGGUAAGCGGCAUCGACGAGUGAAAAGCAUCGGUGACAUCGAGUACAUAAGCUCAGCCGCGGUCAGCACCCCGGUCUGACAGGAGGGUAGGCCCCAUCACUCGGGGCCUUACCGCAGUCUGAGCGAACGCGGUUACUCCUCUUCCUCGUACUCGUCAUCUCAGUACGGCUCGUACUCGGGCUACAGCAAUGUCCUGGCGGGCGGGGAUCAAUACCAGCCGUAUCAGCAGCAGUCAGGUGGCAAUUACUAUCAACAGCUGCAGGGCGGCUAUUAUUCACCGCAAAGUUCCGGACCCCCUUUCCCAGGUGUGCAGAGAUACGGUAGUCUGGCUGAAGAGGCAUGGUCGUCGUGCUCCACCAAAGGAGACGUUCCGGUGGGAGUCUCGAAGACUAAUCAUAGGACUUACUUAGCUUAGCUUUCUGUCGCAACAUUGAAGAUUUUUUGAGCUGAUGUUCAUUCAAGAUUAACACCACCAUGUGCAUGACGGUGACAAUAUUGUAUUCUCAAAACUAAAAUAUGUAUUCCUUUUUUAGAUUGAUUUUAUAUUUUAUCUUCGUUACACGCGAACGAUAAUUCAGUGAUUUAUGGCAAAAAAAAAUCGCAAAAAUAUCAUGUCACGCGCUUAUCGGAGCCAGAUGUUGAUCAGUGUGAUUUUUCAUAUUUCAAAUGUGGCUCGCUAUAUCAGAAACUGUACCUACAUGAUUUAAAGAGAUUAUUAUCAACAAAGAAUAUAUUGCUAAAUCUAAGAUCCCGAGCUUCUGAUAUACUUCAUGUUUUGACAUAUAAGAAUGUUAUCGAAAGGUGACCUGAUCGGAUUUAUAAUUAAUUUGAUAUAAUAAGAGGAUUGAUGCGAUCCCGAUAAUCAUUAUCCUUGGAUAAUCAUUAUCAUUACAGUAAACAUGAUUACACUUGUUACAUAAUAACGAUAAUAGACAAUACGUUAGCUGGACAAUGGAUUACGAAAAUACGAACACGUUUCGAUCAUGUUACGAUACAAUUAUAUCUAAAGUUCUAAUGAAUGAGUAAAUGUUGAUGUCAUUUAUUUCAGAGUUAUUCUUCAUUACAAGGUAAUUAUACGUCGUACAAAUACUAGACAGCAUAUCGUGAUGUUAAGAGGCAUAAAAGAAUCUGACCAAGUUUUAUGAACACAUCGAGCUAUCAACCGAUAUACGUAUAUCCAAUAGAAAUAAAUAAGAUGUAAAAGAGUAUAAUUAUAAUCACAGGUAAGAUUAUAAAUAAGCAAACUAAUAAUGAAAAUUUUUAGUUCAAUCGAUGUGUACUACGGUGACAAUAUCUCACACAAACGAUAUAAUUUUUUAUUAUUAUCAUUGCGAACGGCAUCUCUUUAUCGAGAUAUAAUUAUAAUUUAAAUUGUAAAGUCAUUUCUGUAUGUAAGUUAACACGGAAGAAUUGUAUCGUGAAUAUCAUUGAAGAAUAUUUUAGCUUAUGAAUCCCUGUGAACGAAUGAAUGAAGCUUUAACAACAUCAGCUUGCUAAAAGAUAGAAUCGCAACGACGUGCUAAUUUUGGUAUCCUUCGUGUACGUAUACAUAUAAUACGUACGUUUAUCUGUAUUUUUACGUUAUUUUCUAUCGAUGUGUACGUAUGUGUGUGAGUUUCCUACACCAUUUAACGGUGGAAACACUUAUCAGAUAAGCUUGAGGCAACACGUUCACUCCAGCUAAGUGUAUUAGAUACCGUGAAGCUAUAAUGAAUAUUGGACAGAAUCGCCUCACGAAGACGCCUAGUCUUCCAUUAUAUAUUCCAUCAUAUUCCGCAGCACGGUGAAAUUGAAUACAUUCCGUUCUUCGUUAUUCUCGAAUCAAAAGGAAGAAAUCGGAAAAUUCAAUUGUUGCUGCGAUAAAACCCUUUUCCAUUGCAUUGACACACGCGAGAGAAUUUUCCAAAUACCUACCUUCAAGCUGCAGUCUGUAUAAAAAGUUUAAAAAGAACUGCUCUCAAGACGAUUACGAUUAUAAUUUUUUUAUUGCAUAUUAUGGUAUAAUUAAUUAAUUAUACGACCAUCGCGACGCGCAUUUCUACAGAAAGGAAACAUAAACAAGGCGAGCCACAUAAUUUAAACUAAGUGCCAGAAAAAUUGAGUAUUCAUUGUAAUUUGGCACACUGCCGAAAUGUAUAACGUUCGGCCCUGCAUCAUUAUAUAUUAAUACAUACAUUCUCCCCAGUAUUUUACACUCGCGCGGUCGCAGAGAAAAAGAAAGACGAUAUUUUGCAAAUAAAAUGCACAUAUUUAACGUGAUAUUUAUUCGUAGAUUGUAAUUAUUUCUUGAUAUUUAUACAACAGCCGCGUGUUCGAUCGAACUAUUUAAUUCUAUGUCUAUCGGAAAACGAUCAGGACCAUGAUAUAAUAUAUUUUAUUGCCGGACUAGUAUUACCGUCGUUUUGCGAGGCGAAAACGGCGAAUUAAUACGUUAACUAUCGUGACAUUCGUAUACCUAAGUAAUUUAUUUAUAUAAAUUAAUUUAGGUCUUUAAUUUAUUUGUAUACAAUGUUAUUGCGCAACGCGGCCAAUACCUCGCUUGAACGCGGCAGAUCGAUAUGUUCGCUUAUUAUAUAUUGGUCGCAGCAUGCGCGAUCACACAUAUUUCGAUACAAACCGUUGUAAAUGUGCUCAGUAACGUCUGUAUAUAUUUGUGUGUACUGUAUCUAAACACAGAAAAGAAAUUAAAUAAAUGAUUGCCUUUA